UUUUGAUUAUAACUCUGAGAAUCCUGAGUUUGAUCUUCUCUUUAAUGAUGCGAUGGCGAGCAAUUCGAGGGUGGUGUUAGAUGCAUUGCUGUUGGAGUACAAGUCUGAGUUUGCAGGAUUUACUUCUUUGGUGGACGUGGCCGGUGGCACCGGAACGGCGAUAAGCAAGAUUGUGGAGGCGAAUCCUCAUAUCUCCGGCAUCAAUUUUGACCUGCCACUUGUGGUCGCCACUGCACCAAAAUACCCCGGGGUGGUUAAUGUCGGGGGUGAUAUGUUUUCUUCCAUCCCAAGUGCCGAUGGUGUUUUCAUGAAGGUUUUCAACUGUUUCUCUCUCUC
Molecule: messenger RNA, 336 nt
Organism: Amborella trichopoda
Lineage: Eukaryota; Viridiplantae; Streptophyta; Magnoliopsida; Amborellales; Amborellaceae
Source: RefSeq, a predicted model, not a curated record